UUGACAAAUAAUUCGUGUUUUCGAUAUUGAAGACUAUAGGUGAUAUUGAGUUAGAGACUUAGCUACUUUAACUGUAAAUACCCCAUUGUUUAGGAGAACUAUAUUUCACUCUAUGUGAUAAUAUAUCCUGUUGUAAACUGGGUUAUAUACAUUCACAAGACAUCAUUGUCACCUGCGUAUACAACUUACAUGUACAUGGUAUAUAUAGUAGGACACAAGACAGAGUAGAAUAAACUCAACAAACAGUACCAGUAUGGUUUAUGUAACAAGAAAGGAUGUUUAUUGUGUAAUAUUUCUAUUUAUAAGCACUGUUAAAGGUGCUGCACAGACAACAAUAUCUUGUGGAGGAGGAGUUGUAGGACAGCCAACAGUCUUAAGUUGUAGUAUUUCUGGUAGUAUAACCCAAGAUAUAUAUUGGUAUCGUUAUAAUACAACUGAUGCCGAGAAUAUAGUUCAGUGCGUUAAGUUAUCGCCCGAAAGUGUUAGUGCAUGUGUGGCAAAUCGUGCUUUAAGAUCCAGGUAUAAUGUUAGCACCGAGCUCCAACCACCACGAAAUCCAUCAUUUACAAUUAUCUCUGUAACAGCUGAAGAUCUAGAAGUAGCUUGGUUAUGUGUGGACAAAAUUACCUUCCCAGACAGAACAUCAAUCAAUGAAGACUCAACAUGUAGUUUAAAACCAGGUCAAACAUACAGUUUAUCAGGAUCAACAUCAUAUGGUAUUAGAGGAGGGGGUUAUAUAUUUACAUGUCAGAUAUAUGGUGGUAAUUUAGUACCCAGUGAUAUUAUCCAGUUUAACAGAGACAGUAUGUCAGUCUGUAGACAUGUACUAACUUGUUUAUCUAGUGUACCAUCUGGUAGAUAUACAUGCGGUUGUAUCAAUGGCAACAACAGACAACUGUAUCUUAAUAUAACUAACAUUCAAGUAACUGAUGCUGGUGACUGGACCUGUGGCGAUAGCUUUAACAUUGCAACCAGUCAAGCUGUAACUCUUCCCGUUUACUAUGGGCCAGAGAAUAUCAGAUUUGAACCAACAAGUUCUAGUAUAACAGUGAUAGAAAAUGAAAGUAGAACUGUAACCUGUUCAGCUGACUGUAAUCCACCGUGUAAUAUCAAAUGGUAUAAAGGAGCUGAUACUACCACUGCUAGUGGUAGUAAUGGUCUUCUAUCAUUGACCAAACGACAACACGCUGGUAAUUACACCUGUCAGAUUACAAAUACACAGAUACCUGGUUCACUUCAAUCUAAACAACUGAUGGUUAUAGUACAUUAUGGACCAGAGAAUAUCAGAUUUACACCAACUAGUUCUAGUAUAACAGUGAUAGAAAAUAAAAGUAGAACUGUAACCUGUUCAGCUGACUGUAAUCCACCGUGUAAUAUCAACUGGAAAAAAGGAUCUGCUCCUAGUGGUAGUAAUGGACUUCUCUCACUGAGCAACAUCACGAGACAACAAGCUGGUAAUUACACCUGUCACGUUACAAAUACACAGAUAUCUGGUUCACUUCAAUCUAAACAACUAAUGGUUAUUGUAUAUUACCCACCGACCAUCACAAGCCUAGCACCAGAUGGUGUCGGUAACAUGAUAAAUGAAGAAUCUACUGUAACCUUCAACUGUUCUGUUGACAGUCUUCCAUCUUCAGUAAUAUCCUGGUCUAGAUCACAACAAGGGGAACAACUCUAUUCUGGUAGUCAAUAUACCAUACCUAAAGCUAUUUGUCAACAUACAGAUAACUAUACCUGUACAGCUAGUAAUAAUAUUGGUCAACCUGUAUCUAAAACUAUUCCACUCUAUGUUAGAUGUGCCCCGGUUCUUGAUCACAACCAAGAAACUAAAACUACUAUAUCUCUAGGACGUGGAGAGACGGGUGUAUUAUCAAUCCAUGUUUUAGCUUAUCCACUACCUGUAUAUACCUGGUAUUAUCAACUACAGGAUGGUAGUAAACAACCGAUAAUAGAGUUUAGAACAAGACAAAAAGAUGAUGGUCUAUCAUCAAUAUUAACUAUACAAGAUGUUACAGAAGAUGAUAGUGGGACAUAUAUAGUUUAUGUAAAUAAUAGUCUUGGUACCAGAUCGACCGUGUUCAACCUGGUGGUAUCGUCAGAAGAUACUAGUGUUGAUGGGUAUAGUAGCAUGCUAGGUGUUGGGAUAGCUAUAGGCCUUGGAAUUAGUGUUCUAGUGGUUGGUAUUGCUACAGCUUUAGCUUGGGUGAUUUUGAAGAGAAAUGGAAAGAGAUUUGGUAUAAAAUCUGUAAAAGCAUCUGAUCAAAGAGUAGUUAAAGACAGCGAUACAUUAGAAAACAUCACCUUGUCUGAUACUCCACAUGUUUAUGACCAAGUUAAUACUGCUGUCACAAAUACCAGAGAUACAGUUAAUACUAGUGUUCUAGAAAUCAGUAGCACCGACUAUAUCAACACAUCAACAACAUCAUCACCAUAUGAGAUACUGGAUAAACAAACUAUGGAUCAACAACCCAACACUUAUCAACAACUCAGUCCAUAUCAAAACCUAGCAGGAGAUAAAAACUAAACAAAAUCACAGAUAUAUUGCUAACUGCGAAAUUAAUAAAAAAUAAUUGUUUAUAUUCACGACAUUUUUGUAUAUUUCUGAUCAUAAAGUUUAAACUAAAUAGAAUCCUACAGUUACGUCAUGCAUUACCGAGGAUUAUCUUAUUAAUAUUUAUAUCGACAAAGAUGUAUUUUAUCAGUUAUGAACGUAAAAGAUCCCUUGACAGUUGGAAUUCGAUAUAAGAGAAGGUCGUAGUGCCGCUGUCCGGGAAAAAUUUCCCGCAUAGCACACUGUAUGGCGUUUGCCCGUCUUCGUUACCCCAGUUCGAGCAGAACAGUAUGACGUUAAAACCCAUUUCAUGUCAUUUCGCUAUCAGGGGUACAGUGAGACGGCAAGGAGGCUAUAUGCUGAUUGUAUUUUCAUGGAAUCAAACUAAGCUUGUUUUGGUAUAGAGUGUCUUUUUAUUUGUAACUUAAGCGUUAAUUAUAUUCCGUCUUCAUUAGCCAGACGGAAGAAAAAUGUAUUUCUUUUUUAUCAUGGCAAUUACCGUACACUAUAUCAAUAUGAUGCUAUUUUAAAUUCAUAUAUCCAUUUAUUACAUAUUAAGUUUCCAUAUUUUUAAAAUUCAUUGAACCUAUAUUAUGAAGCAUUAGACUAUUAUAGAAACUAUUCUUAUUUAGAACUGUAAAUAUUUUCCUAAAUUGUUUUCUGCUAUUAUU
Messenger RNA from Patella vulgata (common limpet), 3222 nucleotides. RefSeq names its product hemicentin-1. The transcript has 9 exons. The record is from RefSeq and is a predicted model, not a curated record. The coding region runs from base 254 to 2524 and encodes 756 amino acids. Lineage: Eukaryota; Metazoa; Mollusca; Gastropoda; Patellidae.